This is a messenger RNA of Phacochoerus africanus (Common warthog), 454 nucleotides long. Its product is annotated as keratin-associated protein 8-1. NCBI's taxonomy places the organism in Eukaryota, Metazoa, Chordata, Mammalia, Artiodactyla, Suidae. The record is from RefSeq and is a predicted model, not a curated record. The transcript has a single exon. Bases 60 to 251 code for a protein of 63 amino acids.
AAUCCAUCACACUGAGGACACGCAUUCCCCUGCUGUCAGAGCCCUCUACUCCAGACACCAUGUACUGCAACAACUUCUCCAGCACCAUCUUCCCAAGAUGCUACUGGGGCAGCUACGGCUACCCUCUGGGGUACAGUGUUGGCUGUGGCUACGGCAGUACCUACUUGCCAGUGGGCUAUGGCUUCGGCUAUGGCUGCAAUGGCUGUGGGGCUUUCGGCUACAGAAGAUACUGGCCAUUUGCUUUCUACUGAUUUGCUGAAAUACCUGAGGCACAGCCUCUUCUCUUCUAAGGCUGAGAGAUGCACUUCUACAUCCACAUUGACCCGUCUCCAUCACCAACCUCCCAGUCACUGCUCUUCCGACCUAGAACCAGAGUCCCAAAGGAAGAACAUGAAAAACCACUUGAUGCCUCCAGCUGCCAUCCCUGGAUGAUGUUUGUUGGGACAUAUUCAGA